Molecule: messenger RNA, 374 nt
Organism: Acanthoscelides obtectus
Lineage: Eukaryota; Metazoa; Arthropoda; Insecta; Coleoptera; Chrysomelidae
Source: the annotation of a GenBank genome assembly
GAUCAUGCCUCGGAAUCAGAAUUGGAAGGUGAUGCAAAUAUAGCUGAAAAUGAAAAUAAUCAGAACGAAGAAAGCGAUAGUGGAGGUAGAGAAGAAAAUGGAAGUCAAGAAAGUGUACAAAAGUACAAAUAGAGAAAGACGACCACAACACAACAUAGUCUUGCAGUUACCUGCUUUGCCACAGACAACAAGAAACAUAGGCGAUUCUGUUGAUCCCUUAUCGGUUUGGAAGUUUUAUUCAAUGAUGAUUUGUGUGCUAGAAUUCUAAAAUGGUCGAAUGUCAGAAUAGGGAGAGAUAGGGCCAAGAAUAAAAUACAAACUUCUCCAACACUCAGGGAUCUUGACAUGACGUCCCUUUUCAAAUCAAAUACUCG